Molecule: messenger RNA, 5044 nt
Organism: Gadus morhua (Atlantic cod)
Lineage: Eukaryota; Metazoa; Chordata; Actinopteri; Gadiformes; Gadidae
Product: endoplasmic reticulum membrane sensor NFE2L1
Exons: 9
Coding region: 575-3370 (931 amino acids)
Biological process (GO): regulation of transcription by RNA polymerase II
Cellular component (GO): nucleus
Molecular function (GO): DNA-binding transcription factor activity, RNA polymerase II-specific; RNA polymerase II cis-regulatory region sequence-specific DNA binding
Source: RefSeq, a predicted model, not a curated record
AUUACAAUGACGUCCAAAAAGGGGCGGAAUCGUGGGUGUGUAACAAACCUACGAAGGCUGUAGUUUUAAUAUCCCCACCUCAACUCAGUCACAACUGAUUUCGAUAGCUUGAAGCCAAGAAGAAUCGCCUUCACCUGUACCAGUGUUCCAAUGAGAAGUGGUGUUUACUGUUGCUCCAUUUCUUGAUUUGAAAAAGAAAGCAACAUCAGCCUCAGACGUGUAGGACUCCAGUCCAGGAAAGUUCAGUCCACUGUUUCCACACGCAAGAUCUGUGAGGCGGAGAUCCCUCCAUCUGUCAGAAGUGUCCUUACCGUUGUUGUCAAAUCAAUUUGAACAGACACAAAUACACACACAUCAGCACUUGGUCGACCUAGCUGUCACGUGCACCACCCACCCACACUGAGCAGCCUGUAAGCGUCAAAGUAGGGCCAGUGUGUUCCUAAAGGGGGGUGCUGUUGCCCCCCCUCCUAUGUGUCACAUUUCAGCGGCCUGAGGUUGAUUUCAUUAACCCCGUCGGGAUCCGGACAACGAGUGCAGAGGUCACUGCUGCGGUGCCCCCAUCGUCGACGCCCCGAUGUAUCUGAAGAAGUACUUGACGGAAGGCCUCAUCCAGGUCGCCAUCCUGCUCAGCCUGUCUGGCACCAGGGUGGACGUUGGACUAGAAACCGGCCUCCUGUCGCCCCUGCAUGAGAUGAUGCUGGGGCCAAGCGCAGGGAUCACCCAAACCCAGUUCCAUAACCUGUGGAACCAUCUGGAAGACGGCCAGCCCAGCCACCCCAAAAACGUUGACUUGGACGGGUUCACCUCUCGACGGCUGCUUGGCUUGGUUCGCUCGCUCGAUAGAUUACAGGUGCCAAACACAGAGCUCGAGGCAUGGUUGGUUCACAGAGAGCCGGACAUGCUGCCAGGGGAACACCAUGGCCAGCCCGCCCCACUGGAGAGAGCUCAUGUAAGGCUAGAAGAAGACAUAGCAGGGCCUGGCCUCAAUCCCGGAGACAUCCUCAGAAUCCAGGGGGAAAAUGAGACGGGUAGAGAUGUCCACACGGAGGGUGGAGAGUUGGACGAGAGCCCGCGGCCUCUUAGUGAAUGGAGCCAGGGCUCGGCGUGGAGCGAUCGAUCCCAGCAGGAGGAGACGCAUCGCCGAGUGCUCUCCGACCAUCAGAUGUACAGCAACUCCCUGGACGAGGAGGAAGGAGAGAUGGGCGAUGGAGCAGAAGAGGAGGAGGACCAGGAGGAGGAACCUGCCAGUAGAUCCGAGAGGGAGAGGAGAGAUUCUGUCAGCGACAGAGAGUCGGCUCAGAAUGAUGAAGAGCAGGAGUCGCUCUCUCUUCAGGAUUGUUUGAGGUUGUUGGAGCACACGUUUCCCUUAACACAUCAGCCAUCGGAGGAGAUCUUGCCUGCGAUUGGAGGAGCAGUGGAUCAUGAGUAUCUGUCUGCAGAGAGAGGCCCCCUGCUGUCCCCUCUGAUUCCCUCAGAGCAGCCCCCCCUGGACCUCGAGCUACAGUGGGAAGACCUGUUGGCAAUCAUGGAGCCUCAUGGUCUGGAUGUUAGCACCCGGUUUCCAAGUUACCAAGAUGGGCCAGUUCAGACUCCAUUGGAUGCUGCCAUUUUGAGCAAUUACCAAAGCAACUCAAACAGCCGCAAUGACAAUCAGAUGAUUUACCAAGAUGUUCAUCUGAUGGAGGCUGCUCUGCCACUAGGCACCAUUUCCCUACACCAUCCAGAAACACGCCUUCUACCGCUGGCCCCAAGCACAGAGUUGGAUCAACACAACAUGAGUUUAAACCUGAGCGAGGCUUUGGAGAAUAUGGACGUCAAUAGCUCACCUAGAACUCCAUACCAUACAAAUCUGAUUUCUGGCGAUCCUUUGGAUGACCUUAACAUGGGCGUCGAUGUUGAAAAUGGUUACACAGCAUUUGACAUGAACCCACUCACGCAAGACGCUGAAGAUAACUUAAUCACUGAUAACACUGGUCUAGGAGAUCCCAGUAACUUUGACAUAAACUUCUAUCCCAAUGACUUUACCUCGGCCAGCUUGAUCCCUCAAGAGCUGAGUGGUGCGAAUCCCAAUCUGCCAAUACUCCCUCUAAGUCAUUUAUUGGUUGAUGAUGAGGAAGAGGGUGAUUACGGUCUUGCCGGCCCCUUGGGGGAUCUUCUUGAGGAUGCCACCAUCCUGGAAGAGAUGAGCCUGUUGGAUCUGGCUCUAGAGGAAGGCUUCAGUCCGGAGAUGGCAGCUCGGCUAGAAGAGGAGGGUUACCUUGUCCCUGAGCAAGCUAAUAGGAACACGGGCCCAUACGACACCGUCAUGCCCGACAAUGAGGAAGACAAUGGUGGUACAUCAUGGUCAAGGAUGGCUCAGGGUGGCUCCACAACACUUCGCCAUGAGAGUGGGGAGAAGGCCGACUCGGAUUCUGGACUCUCUCUGGACUGCAGCUUCAGCCCUGCCUCUCCUUGUGGCUCUGAAUCCUCCUGCUAUUCCUCCUCGUCCUCUUCUUCUUCUUCUUCUUCUUCAUCCGGCUCGAGUGAAGGAGGUCUUUAUUCUGAGGAGAAUGACCAGAAGGAUGAGGAGGGGGAAAUUAACCUGGACAUGGAGCUGGAAGUGACCAUAAAGCAGGAAGAAGAGGAGGGGGCCGUCGGAGGAUACUACUCCUCCGAUGUGAACAAAAUGGUCCCCUCCAGCUAUCAAGAAGAAAAGCUCAACGGCCUGCCUUGGCAGGAGCAUAUCGGCCAUGAUCACUCCUACAACCAGGCCUGGCCCUCCUCCCCCACCUCUGUUACAGGAAAGACUUCCAAGAAAAAAUCCAAGUAUUCAUCCCGACAGAGCAGAACCAAGUCGUAUUCCCGGUCCUCCGCUGAACAAUUUGUGGAGGCCGAACUAUGGAAUCGGGACGACCGCAGGGCGCAGUCCUUGAAGAUCCCCUUCUCCAACGAACUGAUCAUCAACCUACCGGUGGACGACUUCAACGAGCUCCUGGCCAAUCACCGUCUCAACGAGCAGCAGCUGAACCUGGUGAGGGACAUACGCCGCCGGGGAAAGAACAAGAUGGCUGCCCAGAACUGCAGGAGAAGGAAGCUAGGUGCCCUGCAGGGACUGGAGGUGGAUGUGUCCGGGCUGAGGCGGCGGCGUGCGUGGCUGCGCAGGGAGAAGCAGGAAGCGCUGAAGUCUCUGCAGGAGAUGGAGCAGAGGCUGGAGGGGCUUUACCAGGAAGUCAUGUUCAGCCUGAGAGACGAGGAAGGCAGGCCAUUGGACGCCACAGAUUAUGCGCUUCAGUUUGGAGCCAAUGGGAGUGUCACCGUCACCCCACGGCGACAAGGGACAUUACCACGAGGUGACAGUAAAGGCGGCAAGAAACACAGAGACAAGAAGUAACUUUUCCUUGGAGAGGAAAGAACGCCAGUGUUCACUGGGAUGUUCAAUGUACACAGGAAGUAGACUUUACCGCCAAGCUAAAGACUUUGCUGCCUUCCUAGCUGAAAGGUUAAUUGGGAGAGGACCCUUAUACAAUGACUUUGUUACCAAAUUUGGUUCUGGGUAUAUGAUUAUUCAGGGUAUAUUAAUCAAAACUGUUGUUGGCUGGAACAGUUCAACUCUAAUAAGCUUUAAAACCAAAGAAAGGACAAUGAAAUGCUGUGUGUUCAAAUUUGAAACUGAAAUCCCCAAAAUCUUAAAUGGAAUGAGCAAUCCGGUAAUGUGUUAAGGUGUGUAUCCAAAAAAGGCGAAAAAAACACAUAACUAUCUUUGCCCAGGAUGUAUGACUGUCCUAUAUUGUGUUAAACUAUCAUAUCAUGUAUUUGAAGUAGCACAUGUGUGUUAUGUUUGUGAAUGACAGUGAGGCUGGAUCCUGGCUGUCCGUAUCUCAUCCUAAUCAGAGUUCCUGUCUCCUCUGAAGUUAUUCUAAAAUAGGUAGUACUGUAUAGAUUAUUUUUUAUUAAUUUGCCUAAUUGGCUGAAACUUUACAGUCAACUAUUGCCCGCUGAGUUUGUGUUUGCCAAUAACACACUUACAGAUCCCAGCCUCCAGCAACAUGAUUGGUCGAAAGAUGUUUGCCCAGAUUUGAGCUUUUCAGACUUUAGAUACUGAUUUUAAAUCUGAUUUGUGAGAGUAGCCCAUUGCAAAGAGCAAAAUGCAAAUGUUAGUGGAUCUACCAGCAAAACUAACAAGCACAUGGAAUGCACUCCUUUUUCGGAUUCAUGGAUUAUCAGAUCCAGGAAGAUUGAAUAAAAUCCCGACGACUCGAACUUGUGGAUACCACGUGGGAUGAUACAGUAUCAUGAUAUUCACAUCCAGAUCUCUUCUAAUCUGUAGAGAUGAGCACAAUGGAAAACCGAAAGGUAUUAAUAUAUCGUAUUGUAAGAAUAUCUCAGGGGUAGUUUGAAACGUAGUAGCGACACAAGUAGUUGACUUGAGCUUUCUGGAACUAGAUGAGGUACCACAGACCUGUUCUAAUUCUCGACCAAGAAUAAAGACUAGGUUCCAAUUAAAAUAAAUUAUUGCCCCCCCACCCUUCUUUAGAACUGAUUAUAUAAAAUGAAUGCCCUUACAUCAAAAUCAUGUUUUGUGAUACAUGCUGUUUAAAGUGUUCAUUUGGGUGCUUGAUGCAAAAAUAAAAAGCGCUACAAGUUAUUCAUGUUUAGAAAAAGUUACGCAUCACUGUACAAUUUUUUUUUUUAAAUCAGGGUUCAAAACCAUUAUAGUGGGCCAUUUACAAACUACAGCUUUAACAUUGAAUAUUUCAGCAUAUUCAUACAAAAGUUAUGCAUUGCACCAUCACCCUAACCUCAAAAGCUUUAUCAAGUUAGAAAAGGUAUUGACCCCCUCUGUUCUGACAGUGACAUUUAAGUGUAUAAAACAAGAUCUAGAUUGUACAAUAUAUAAAAACAAAGUCCAAAAAUCCUGAACUUUUUAUGACUUUGAAAUGUAUGUUUAUUUAAUUUGUAAUUAAAUUGAUUUGGUUUAUUAUCCGUUUCUUUUGGUUUUAGAUUUGUAACGUUUGUUUGCUGGUGAAUUUGUACUUUCAGAUUAAUUAAAAAUGUUUUUCAAUGA